UGGCAGCACCAGAUUUAAGAAUGGAUUCCCUGAAGAACAAUCGGCAGAUAAAAAAACUCACCCACGGUCAUCUAAAGCAUGGGAGUAUUUAAGCCAGAGACCCAACGAUGUGGUGCUGUGUAAACUAUGCAAAUUGGAAAUGGCUCAUCACGACACAGCAGUACAACCGGCAUGAAGGAACACUUGAAGCGAAAGCAUCCCGGAGCGCUUGUUAAGAUGGCAGCACAGAUUGUGGAUAUUGAUGUGGAGCCUCUGGAUGUUCAGCCAACACGCACAACUGAUUAAUCUAUAAUAUCGCCUGGAAGUGUGUGGACUAAGCAUAUCCUUUAGAAGAACCAACUGUCUUUCCUAUGUCGGUUUCUCAUCAAACGUCAGUGGUCAGCACCCCCCUUCCCCUGCCCACCCACUUCUAUGACGCCCAGCAGUCUUUCUCCCUGAAGAAACGCAGACUGCCCUUCUCUUCCACUACAUCAUCAUCCUCCCUGUCCCCGCCGCGGCUGCUCUCUUGCUCUUUACCACCGCGGCCCCCGUCUAAAGGAUGCCCCCCAGUCAGUCGGGUGUUUUCCCACCGCCCCACCCCCUGGAUGCCCCUGUCAUGCUCUCUUAUAGAGUCACCCCCUACUCGCUCUGUGUACGACCCAUGUCGGCCGCAGUCAUUUUUUAGCCAGUGCUUCACCAACCUGGGCCUGAUUGGACGAGGCUCCUUUGGUGAAGUGUUCAAGGUGGAGAGUCUUGUGGAUGGCUGUCAGUACGCUGUCAAGCGUUCAGUGCAGCGUUUCCGUGGUGAAGGUGAGCGAGUUAGGAGCAUUAAAGAAGCUCGUAAUCAUGAAGGAUUGUGUCCUCACCCUCACGUGCUGGGCUUCAUCGCUGCCUGGGAGGAGGACGGUCACCUGUACAUCCAGACUGAACUUUGCUGCACCAGUCUGCUGCUACAUGCCGAGGAACAGCCUUCACACACCGGUGAGGCGUGUGCCUGGACAUACCUGUGUGACAUGCUCGCAGCGCUCAAGCACCUGCACAUUCAAGGGUUUGCCCACCUGGACAUCAAACCAGCAAAUGUUUUCCUCACCAAGUCUGGACGCCUCAAACUUGGAGACUUUGGCUUGUUGCUCAAGCUCUCCACAGAUGCCCAAACACGAGGGACAGAGUUAAAGAGAGGAACGGACAGAGAGCAGGAGGAUUUACAGGAGGGAGACCCCAGAUAUAUGGCCCCGGAGCUGCUCAGAGGACAGUACGGGACCGCCGCUGACAUCUUCAGUUUGGGAGUGUCUAUUUUGGAGAUGGCCUGUAACAUUGAGGUUCCUAAAGGAGGAGACGGAUGGCAGCAGCUCAGACAGGGACACUUACCAGCUGAAUUCACCAAUGCACUUUCAGCAGAGUUGCAGUAUGUACUAUGGCUCAUGCUGUCCCCAGAUCCGUGCAACAGAGUCACGGCACAGCAGCUGCUCUUGCUGCCCUCAGUGUGCAAACACAAGUGGAGACGACAGCUGUCUCUCUGCAUCAUCGAGACCUUCCUGUCGCUAUUCAGCUUCUGUCAAUCCCUCCUGACGGCCGGUUGGAGAUUUCUGUCCUCCCUCAAUGUGCCGUUUACUCCUCUCUGCUCCUCCUCUCCUCCCUGCACUCCUCCCAGAGAGAUAUGGGAGAGAGACGUUGACAUGAGCAACAUUCACUCUGACUCGGACAGUCCCAUUCAUCAGUGUGCGUUCACAACAGAAGACCACCAACACUCUCCCACCUUCUCACACAGAGUCCAAGCGAGGUUAUCUGUGAGCAGCACCUCUACUCCACUGCCACACACACCCACACGCACUCCCUCCAGCAUCCACUCGAGCAACAGCCUGAGCCCCAUAAACCACAGCUCUCAUCACAGUCUCAUCACUGAUUCGCCACACAGCCGAAGCUCCGGCAGGAUCCACACCGAAGCAGCCAAUAGAAGCACAUUUGAGCCAAAGAACUUGCUUAGUCUUUUUGAUGAGACCACACUUGACGGCGGGCCCUAGUGCAUGCCAUUAGCUGUAUAUAGAGUAAAUAUCUGCUUUGGUUUGGUGCCUGUUUUGUGGAUAUUUACCAUUUAUGUGGGGAAAUAUUUAAAGGCAUUAAAUGUAUUUAGACCUGAUUUUGGGUUUCUUUUUUUAAUGUAUCGCUAGAGUGAUGCAGUUUUUGCCUCUGGAAAGUCACAGCCCGCUUUUACUAAAUUACUCUGAAGACUUGAGAGUGAUGUAUAUUAUUAAGGGAAGACUAUAUCCUGAUACUCUGUAAAUUGUUCAAGUAUUUAGUGGCAUUUUGGGACUUUUAUCUGUAAUGAACCAUGUGCUUCAAUCACUUGAUCUUCAAUUAAAAGGAUAUGUGGAAAACGAGAUUUUCCAGACUUUGUUCAAAAUGAAUUAUUACAUAGCAAGCAUGCAUGUUCUAGAUAUAUUUUGAACAAUGCACUGCAUUAAGGGGAAGCACUGCAAUGAUAUUCAAAGGAUUAAGCAACUUGUGACAAAAUUGUGCAUCUACCAAAUUUUCUAAAACCAAAAAAUAAACAGAAUUUAUAAACAUC
Xyrauchen texanus (razorback sucker) is the source of this 2545-nucleotide messenger RNA. Its product is annotated as membrane-associated tyrosine- and threonine-specific cdc2-inhibitory kinase-like. Lineage: Eukaryota; Metazoa; Chordata; Actinopteri; Cypriniformes; Catostomidae. The record is from RefSeq and is a predicted model, not a curated record. The transcript has 8 exons. Gene Ontology annotation, biological process: protein phosphorylation. Bases 351 to 2000 code for a protein of 549 amino acids. Gene Ontology annotation, molecular function: protein kinase activity; ATP binding.